Messenger RNA from Micropterus dolomieu (smallmouth bass), 1721 nucleotides. RefSeq names its product nanos homolog 1-like. Gene Ontology annotation, cellular component: perinuclear region of cytoplasm. The transcript has a single exon. Gene Ontology annotation, biological process: oogenesis; negative regulation of translation. The record is from RefSeq and is a predicted model, not a curated record. Gene Ontology annotation, molecular function: mRNA binding; zinc ion binding. Lineage: Eukaryota; Metazoa; Chordata; Actinopteri; Centrarchiformes; Centrarchidae. Bases 78 to 761 code for a protein of 227 amino acids.
CUCCAGAGACUACCCAUGCUGACAGACACACCAUCCGAAACGCCUAUUCACUUCUGUGGACACUAAACUCUGAAAGGAUGGAUUUUUUAGACCGCGGGUACCUGGAAGCGCGGUCUCCUUAUGAUUACACCUUUAAUUUUUGGAACGACUACCUCGGCCUGUCGACACUCGUCGCCAAAAAUAAGAUCAACAGUCCGUCCUGCAACCCCAACUCUAUAACUGAGUCUCUUAAGGCGACUCUGGGCUUGGAAGACGAUUCCCCGGUUUGCUCCUGCGUAAUUGGGCACGGCAGGGACAGCGACGGACACUUGGACUGCUGCUGCGCGGCUCCUGGCUCCCCGCCGAUCUCCAUCUAUGAUCUCAAGGAGCGCAUCUCGCUUCUCAGGCCGUACGAACACCUUGUCGGUGACUCGCCGCUGGGAGACAGAGAUUCACCCCCCUACAGGGGAAGCUUCGCCGGCCUCGACCUGCUCUCCAUGGACAGAAGGCGCAAACAGACUCAAAGGUGCAAGCCGGAGCCGAAGGUGUGCGUCUUCUGUCGGAACAACGGUGCACCGGAGGAAGUUUACGGCACCCAUAUCCUGAAGACAGCGGACGGCAGAGUCCUGUGCCCCAUCCUCCGGGCAUACACCUGUCCCCUCUGCAGUGCCAACGGUGACAAUGCGCACACUAUCAAGUACUGCCCGCUAUCUAAAGAUCAGGCGAGCCAGAGAGUGGCGAAGGGAGGCAGAGCUAUUGGCAAAAGGCUGAAAAUCUUCUAAGCGAUGAGAUGAAUGAAGUCUGAGUUGCACUGUAAAUUAAUAGUGUGUAUGGCAGUAUGUAAUUUUGCCCCAUUUCAUGCACAAGGCAAGUCUGGAGAGGAAGAUUUUAAGAAAAUAAGAUUUGUAUUGAUUUCUUUUGUAUGUCACUGCUUCAUUCGCAAUGUUUUCGUCUAUAUCUUUGUUGUAACUCUAUGGGCACAUAGUUUACACUUGGACGCAAAGCGCGCAAUAUGCCCCCCCCGCAGCACUCUAAAGACUUGGUGAUCAAAAAUGAACCAAAGUACUGUACAGAUCGACCUGUGAAUGACCACCUUCAUGCUGUAAUCAUACGUUGCUGUGUUUCAAGAAGCACAGUGCCAGUGAAAACUGCCCUGCGCAUGUCCGCGGAGUCUGGGUUUAUGAGACAUAAACAUAAAUAAAUAUGCAGCACUCCUGAUAUGAAAUGAAUGUUAGGUGACACAUUUCAUGGGCCCAUGGAUGUAAGACGUCUGACAGGCCAUGCAAAAUGCAACAUAUAGCCUACUUGUUUAUAUCGAGCACAUGUUUUUCCUGAGAUAAAUGUUUUCUACCAAAGGAAUACACUUUUGUAUUGAAACUUAGCCUAAAAGUAAUUUCUGUAUUGUUUAUAUGUUGGAUGUCUUAUAUUCUUUAUGUGAUUUUAUGUGGAUAGUACUAUUUUGCAGAUUUCAACUGAAUGUAAAACAUUGGAAGGCAGAUCUGACAUGCAGUUCACCUGCAUGCUCUUAAUGUAGCUCCAAGCUCUUAUCAUUUCAGUUUACUGUCAUAUACUGUAAGUUCAAAAACACAGAUGCUGAACUGAUUUUUUUUCACGUGGAAAUGUAUUCCUGCAAUUCUUGUAAAUGUAUUAAAGGGGUGACAAAUUUUAGCAAUGAAAAGCCUGACAUUCCAAAGUCUUUAUCUGUCAACAGAAAUGUUUUAUGUACUUAUUUUUACUUUAUG